Peronospora farinosa is the source of this 513-nucleotide messenger RNA. Lineage: Eukaryota; Oomycota; Peronosporomycetes; Peronosporales; Peronosporaceae. The record is from the annotation of a GenBank genome assembly.
AUGUGCUGGCGAGGUUGCUCAAGCAAGACAGCCACUGAAGAUGGCUACGAAUGGAUUUACAACUACUUAAAUAGCUGUGACGAGGACUUGCUAGAGUUCGAGCUAGAUGUGGAUGGCCAGCACUUUUUCGACAACAUGGAGUUACAUCCAACAAGCACACCCCAGCCAAACGAGCACAAUGAAACACCACUCCAAUUGACGCCAUUUGUGUUAAGUGUGAUUUCGGAACUUCCCUCGCAGCCGGCAUCACACCCAGAGUCGGUAUCGUAUUGUGCUCUAUUGGAAGAAGCUCAGUCGACAGCCAAAACGACGGAUAGUCUCGCAACUCAACGUGAGGAUCAAGCGGCACGGCACGCAGUGACUACUCCUCGCAAAGGCCGUACACGCGGUCUAAAAUAUCGUCAUGACAAGACAGCAACAACAUUGCACUCUGAAGCUCGUAUCGACAACUGCAUGAGACCAACGACUCGUUCAAGCUCGCGAAAGAAGUUCAACCGCCGCCUUUUCUACUAG